AUGGCUCUCAACCGCCUUGGAACAGUCGUCAAGCUCUCCACUCCGUGGAAAGGAGUCGGACCGUUCAUCUAUGCCAACCACCACGUCGACAAGUAUCCAAAGGGCAACGGCCGGAUGGGCCCCGAUCCCAAGCUGCUCAAGGGCCGCAAGAUUGGUCAGGACAUGUCCGGCGAGUCUGGCACGGGGUGGAACAUGUACAUGUCCACUGGACCUAUCCCGGGCUUCCCAGCACACCCGCACCGCGGCUUCGAGACGGUAUCUCUUCUUCGAUCUGGAAUUGUCGACCACGCAGACUCGACGGGCGCGGGCGCACGCUAUGGCGCCGGCGACGUGCAGUGGGUGACUGCUGGAGCCGGUGUGCGGCACUCGGAGAUGUUGCCUUUGAUUCACGACGACAAGCCCAACACCAUGGAGCUGUAUCAGCUCUGGCUCAACCUGCCAAAGAAGAGCAAGUUUGCACCACCUCAGUUCUGCAUGCUCUGGAACGAGAACGUGCCCAUUGCCAAGCGGGGCGGCGCAUCCAUCCGAGUCAUUGCUGGCAAAUAUGAGGACGUGACUCCCCCCAACCCUCCCCGUGCAAGCUACGCUAGCGAGUCCAGCUCAGACCUGGCCAUCUGGCUCGUCGAGCUUGAGGCUGGAGCAACCGUGACACUCCCUGGCGCCAACGAUCCCAAGACCCUGCGCACCCUGUAUGUCCAUGGCGACGACGCAAAGGUCACUAUUGGAGGAGCAUCGGUUGAGAGCGAGUAUGGACUCGAGGUCACCAAGCCGACUGACCCAAUGGAGAUCAAGGCCGACACAACGUCUCGCAUCCUCGUGCUCCAGGCCACCGAGAUUGGCGAGCCCGUGGUGAUCAAGGGCCCAUUUGUCAUGAACACUGAAGACGAGAUCAAGGACGCGUACCGUGACUACAAGGCGACGCACUUUGGGUGGGAGAAGCACUGGGAUCGCCAGGACCCCGUCUAUCCAAAGGACACGCCGAGGUUUGCCGACUUUGGGGACGGUAACAAGGUCUAUCCGCCCACCAAGUAG
Messenger RNA from Apiotrichum porosum, 1032 nucleotides. RefSeq lists its product as uncharacterized. The transcript has 2 exons. Lineage: Eukaryota; Fungi; Basidiomycota; Tremellomycetes; Trichosporonales; Trichosporonaceae. The coding region runs from base 1 to 1032 and encodes 343 amino acids. The record is from RefSeq and is a predicted model, not a curated record.